AUACACACACACACACACACAUACAACCAUAUUGCAGAGCCAUACAUCACUUCAUCAUAUUCAUAAUCACCGUCUCAGCAUAAUCACAUCUACACUCGUUUACUCUCGAAAGACCGUUCACUGCUGCCUUCACGACCACCAUGGCGACCACGGCCUCGGACGUACCCGGCGUCAACGCCCCGACCAUCCCAGCAGCUACGAGCGAAGCACAAGCAUCAUCCAAUUCCCAGGCUCCUGGUCCUGCACCUACAAUCUCGUCGUCUAGUCAAGCAGCUCCUGUAGCCGCAUCGACGAGCUCUUCCCCCGCCGCGCAACAAUCCUCGACGACGAAUGCACAGCCCGGACCACAGACGUCUACGUCUCAGGCCGCUCAGCCUACUUCGGCUGCGGCCAGUAGUUCUUCUUCUCCUGGACCGGCAGCGGUGACGACCCUCACAUCGACUCUGCCCGCACCGGUUUCUUCUACAGCGGCGUCCAGCUCUGGCCCGGCAGUCGUCGUGUCGACGGUGACCACGAACCCGGGUUCCUCCUCUGCUGCCUCCUCUUCCUCGUCCUCGUCAACUCUGAUAUCAUCCAGCUCAUCCAAUGUCCCCACCUCGACAUCAUCGACUCCAAUUGCACCUUCGGCAACGCUCCGCUCCAGGACUUCCAACCCUAGCUCGACGGGCCUGUCAGGCGACUCGCGUGCUUCCGAAAACGGCAACGGCGUGAACGAUGGAAAGACCCUCUCGGGAGGGGUCAUCGGAGGGAUCGUAGGCGGGGCCGUGGGAUUGUUGUUGUUGCUUGGUCUGGGUGUGUUCUUGUGGAGAAAGAGGCGGGCGAGGAGGGAUCGCGAGGACUAUCCCCUUCCACCUCCUCGAGACAUGAUUGCUUCGGGGCUGGGGACGGGCUACGGAGGCGGGUGGGAUGACAAGCCCACCGCUGGAGCCGGAGUGGCGAGCAGCAACGUGCUCGCGUACGGAGGGAACGAAAAGAUGGGUUUCGACAGGAGCAAUUCGGCUCUCUACGUCCCAGGCCUCCCAGCCCAUUAUCCUAGUUAUGGACGGAGGACCUCUUCUUCACCCCUCUCGCCCGGUUCUGGACCGUCGACCCCUUUGGGUCCGGCGUUCUCGUACGACCAGCCUCUGACACCCUCUGGGAGCGUCGCACCAGGGCAAUACUUCAACCCUCCAUCUCAACAGGGCGGAUCAGGUGACUUUGCGCAAGGCCCGUUCUUAUUUCAGCACGAAGCGGUAUCGGGUGGAGGAUCAGGUUCAACAUCGGCUUCGGUGGAAGGCUCGCGCAGUAGCACCCCCCUCGGAAGGGGUGCAGGAACGGGAUCGAGCUCGAAUUCGAACACCAAUCUGAGGGGAGCCGCCAUGGCGACUGCCACUGACGACAAGUCUGGCCAGAGAACAGCGUCCUCCUCUCCGAGUCGAAAGUUGCCUGCUCCGAUCCAGACGACCGGACUGAACGAUGUUUAUCCUGCACAAAACGACACUUUGGGAUCCGCACCAUCCACUCCUCGAUCCAGAUUGUCUUACAACCCAUCUCAAGGUUACUCGCAGCCUUACUACCCCUCGACCGGAGGGAACCCGCAUCACAGUAGGUCCCACUCGGCAGGGAUGCGAAACAGUUAUUCGGGCCGAGGAAUCAAUCUUCAGAUGCCCACUCCCUUAGAUCCCAACACUCCUAGGCAAGGUUACCUCACAUCCCCGACAUCCCCGCGAGGGGGAUCCAUGUACGGCUUGAACGAUUUCGGGGGGUAUCAUCCUGGAUCUGCCAUGCUCGCUGGAGGAGGUUCGAACGUUUCGAGGUCCAGGCCGGGUUCCGGGUCAGGAUCGGGCGGAAGUGGAUCGUAUAGCCCCAACGGAGGAAGCGUUCACGGUUCGACGAGGAUGCAGGGGAAACGAGCUUCGGGUCAGGGGUUGACGGGCAACGGGGUCGUGCACCAGCCCAGCACUUCGUCGUCGUUGGCGAGCGGACCCAGCGGGGAAGAGGGCGAGACCAUGAAGAGUAAUACAUAAUAAUAGCGGCUUUGUUGGAAAUGGUAUAAAUGAAACGACACAUGGAUAUUGGACAAGCUAUAUUAUGAUCGGUUUAUAUUACGCUCAUAUC
Molecule: messenger RNA, 2097 nt
Organism: Filobasidium floriforme
Lineage: Eukaryota; Fungi; Basidiomycota; Tremellomycetes; Filobasidiales; Filobasidiaceae
Exons: 3
Coding region: 141-2006 (621 amino acids)
Source: RefSeq, a predicted model, not a curated record